This is a messenger RNA of Manduca sexta (tobacco hornworm), 3606 nucleotides long. It is a transcript of the gene Wdr59, whose product is annotated as GATOR complex protein WDR59. NCBI's taxonomy places the organism in Eukaryota, Metazoa, Arthropoda, Insecta, Lepidoptera, Sphingidae. Gene Ontology annotation, molecular function: protein binding. The record is from RefSeq and is a predicted model, not a curated record.
UGUCACAGUCAAAUGUCAAUUGUCAGGUUGACAGCAAUAUCUGUUUUGAUUGUAAUGUUCUCAAUAAAUAAUAAUUUAUCCCAAUUUCUAUCAAUAAUCUAGGCCAAUUUGUAGAUAAUGUCCGUGCAUUGGAGUUCAGAAAAGCUAAAAUGGGAAUACCGAGAAUUGCAAGCGACUGCAAUGACAGUAGAUUACACCGGUAAUAAUGUUCUUCUAGCUGGGCGACGAUGGCUGGCAAUCAAGCAGAUUACCCAGGAAGAUGAACCUGGAGAUAUAGUGAAGAAAUAUCCACGCCAUAGCAAAUAUGACGCGGCUGGUGCCGAGUGGUGUCAGUCAUAUCAUGGACAAAAACUAUGUGCCAUUGCUAGCAAUCAAAGAGUGGAUGUGUACGAAUGGCGUGCAGGCAAUGACCUAACAUGCAUAUGUUCUCUCCGUGGUCACACCAGAGUGGUGAGUGACACUCAUUUCCACAGACAAGACCAUAAUCUCACAGCGACAUGCUCUAUAGACACAUUCACACAUAUGUGGGACUUGAGAGAUGCUAGAAAACCCAUAGUAUCACUAUCAGCUGUAGCUGGUGCCUCACAAGUGCAGUGGAACAAAGUAGCACCACACAUAGUUGCUACAGCACAUGAUGGAGACAUUAAAAUCUGGGAUUACCGUAAACCAUCCGCGCCCAUACACUACAUAUCAGCACACUUGUGCAAAAUACAUGGAGUGGACUGGAGUCCACACCAUGAAUACCAACUAGUCACAUCUAGUCAUGAUGGCAGCAUAAAAUACUUUGACAUUAACAAUGCAAGAAGACCGGAGAAUGUAAUUAUGACGAACUUCCCUGUGUGGCGUGCUAUUUACACACCAUUUGGGAGUGGAUUGUUGACAAUUGGGGUUGGAUGGGGAGGCCUACCAAGAGUAGAGCAAGCGGGGGUAAUUGGCAUCUGGGUGGGUGGUGCUUUAACACACCGGUUAGUCGGUCACACUGAUACAGUUCAGACGAUGGUGUGGAGACCAAAUACAUCCCCAUCCAAUUACCAGCUGGUGACUUGGGGUAGAGACCAGUCCCUAAGAGUGUGGGCCAUGCAUCCCUCUUUGUUGAAAAUGUGUAAUCAUUAUUUGCCAGAUGAUGCGGAAAGUGAAGACGAUAACAGUGAUGCCGUAAGCUAUGCUUCCACUGUUGGAUCGACUAAUGACAUUUCGUCAAGUGACAAGGGACAAGAUUUCCAAAUGACCAAAUUACCUCACAAAACGUCUAUAGACGAAGAAUUCGAGUCGAUCCGUGAGAUGGCGAACAUCGAGGUGACCGACAUGAAUAUUGAAACUCGGACGUGCCAGAUACACUCGGAACGGAACGGCUAUGUCGCCAACUUGCAAGUCACCUUUCCUAGAAACGUUACUGAGCAAACUAUACCGAAAUUCUCUUGGCUUUCUGGAACUAAUGUGGACAGUCCUACUACCAUUAAAAUACUUCAAGGUAUCAACCGAACUGCGUAUCGUAAGAAAAAAGAGGGUCACAGGUGUUUGUUGCAUUGUUUGAAAACGCUGGCCACGUCUAUUGAUGAGAUCCCCGUAAAAUCAAACGACGACACAGACUCGAUGAAAUCAAGCCAGAGAAGCCAAUCAGAAAGCGAGAACGCAGGUGACUCUUGCAUACCGUUCCCGCGAACAUGCGGCGCCAAGUGGUGUGGAGUCAGCACUCUUGUAGUAUUCAACCGCCCGCCUAACGCUAGGAGAUUAUCUCUUAAACACGAGACCGGGACCCCACGGUCUAUGUCGUCUUUGUCUCUCAUGCCAGGGUUGUUCAGUACGGGAUACAGUUCGGUGUCGCCGCACGCUACAACAACGCCGUCGCCGACCAACGCGCCUGGAUUCCCUCAGUUGCAUCACAAGCAUCCCUCUUAUUCUAUCACCACAUUUUAUUUUCAAGAUAGAUGGAAAGCGCAGGGUCGUCGCGCGGGCAGCAUGCGUAGUCGCGGCAGUAUCUCGGGCUGCGGCUCGCCGCGGGUGGUGCUGUACGCCGCUACUAGUCUAUUCCCGCUCAACCGCACUCUCGCCGAGAAAUAUGUUAUUAACGCUGACAAUCCUGUUGAAAUGUGUGAAAGAAAUGCUAAACUUGCCACUGAAGAGGGCGAGAGGGAUUUGGCCCACGCCUGGUGCCUCGCGGCAUUGACGGCCAAAUCCUUAAAAGCCAAGGUGGAGGACCACUUGACGUCCAGCGAAGAGAGCAUGGGUUGGGUUGGACACCCGCUGUGCUGUAAUCUACUACAAUCUUUAAUAUCUCAUUACGCUAAAGCAUCCAACCUUCAAAUGGCCGCCAUGUUGGCUUGCGCAUUCUCUAUAUUUAACGACAGUAAUAGUUCCAGCUCGCAAUCUACAAUAAGUACGUCUAGUUAUGGUAAUGGUACAUCACCAUACAGUACAGUAAACCAGUACAGUGAGAUCAGCGCUGAUGGCUGGACUCUACCGAUAGUGCUCCGAAGCAACUCGUGCUCGGAAGCGGAGAACUUCUACACCGACUCCACGGUGUCCAAGUCCGAACGCACUACGUCAUGUGUGUUGGAUGAGGCUACUGUACAUUUAUACUACUGUUUCAAGAGAGCAUAUGCGGAUAUUUUGCAUAGGUGGCAGUUGAUAUACAAGAAGACAGAGGUGAUGAAGCUGGUGUCGGGGCGCGAGAGCGCGUGGCAGGCGGGCCCCGAGAUCGCGGCGGAGUGCGCGUGGUGCGGGCUGGUGGCGCGCGGCGCGGUGUGCGCGGGCUGCCGGCGCGCGGCGCUGCGCUGCGCCGUGUGCGCGCGCGCCUGCCGCGGGCUCGCCGCCGCCUGCGCGCGCUGCGGACACGCCGGCCACAUCGAGCACAUGCUCAGAUGGUUCACCCAGCGAGACACAUGUCCGACAGGAUGCGGCUGCAAAUGUCUCAUCGAAGGAAACUCCACAUGGAAAGGCGUUAAAUAUGUAUAAUACACUUAUUGUAUAUAAAGAUAUGUCUUGUUUUUGAAUACUACGUAUGUUAUGAUGAACAAAUUAUUUAAGAAGUAAUAGUCAAUAAUAACUAUUUGAGUAAUCUUGUGCAUACUGUAUUGCUUACCUUAUCAUUACUAAACUGUAACCCUUGUAUUAAAAAUACCCAAUUACACGCUUCGAAGUAUUGUUUUUCUUGAUUAUAUGGUUUCCAACGUAUAGGUCGAUUGCUUAAAGUUAACACGUACAAAGUUCUCAUACAAAUACAAAAUACCUUAUGUUAAAUAAAUGUUUCAUAUUGAUGUAAUUGAGAGCAGAUACAUAGAUGCCAUCGAAACAUGGUGCUAUUUUUUACUAUUAUGCGUGAGAAUUGCUUUUUCAUCAUUAACGUUAGGUUAUUCACACACUAUAAACACACAAUGCGAAUGUGUUGCACGUGGCAGCUUUAGAUAAUCGGAAUAUAAGCCAUAGAGAGGUGAAGUACAGUUGCUUUUAUAAGUACUAUUUUGAAAAAAAAAACUAAUAUUGUUAUGCAAAUAUGUACGUAGUAUGUGCGUCUGUAAACGUAUAAUUGUAGAUGUAAAUAUAUUCGGCUCUGUACCUUUAUUGUGAAGACUGUUAUUGUUAUAUGUAAUAAAUAAGUACACAACA